Messenger RNA from Cladocopium goreaui, 1770 nucleotides. The record is from the annotation of a GenBank genome assembly. NCBI's taxonomy places the organism in Eukaryota, Dinophyceae, Suessiales, Symbiodiniaceae.
AUGAACUCCCCUUUUUUUCCAGUGAACUCCUCAUUUUUCACUGUUUCGCCGCCAGGCUAUGGUGGUUGUGGCUCAGUGCAGCUGGAGACGCAGCCUUUGGAGAGUCAGCGUGGGAAAAGUGAAGCCACCAGGAAGUUCGACUUCCAGAAGGAAUGGGCCACAUGGCCCAAAAAGUCCAUACCCUGUUGGGACCCCGCCACCUUGGACUUCUUGGGUGAAGUACCUGCCUGUGGCGAGGCGGAGGUCACAGCCAUGGUCCAAAAGGCGCGCCUGGCGCAGGCGGAGUGGCAGAAGUCCUCCUUUGCCCAGCGGCGCUUUUUGCUGCGGACCCUGCAGAACUUCGUGCUCAACAACAUGGAAACCAUCUGCACCGUUGCCUGCCGCGACAGCGGGAAGACAGUGAUCGAUGCAAUGGUAGGUGAGCUGACAGUGACGCUGGAAAAACUUCGCUGGACCAUUGCCAGCGGAGAAGAGUAUUUGUUGCCCGAGUACCGAACUUCAGGUCUGAUGAAUCUCCACAAGACCAGCCGAUUAGAGUGGGUGCCAGUGGGAGUGGUUGGUGCCAUUGUGCCAUGGAACUACCCCUUUCACAACGUCUUCAACCCCAUCAUCGCGGCAGUCUUCUCCGGGAACGCCAUCGUCAUCAAAGUCUCGGAGUUCAGCGCCUGGUCGUCGCAGUUCCUCCUGAGGGCCCUGCGCCAGUGUCUGAGCGCCGCCGGCGCGCCGUUGGAGCUGGUACAACUGGCGCCGGGCUAUGCGGAGGCAGGGAAGGCUUUGGUGGAGCAAAGCGAUAAGGUGAUCUUCGUUGGAAGCGUCAAUGUUGGGCGAAAGGUCAUGGAGGCUGCCAGCAAGGCUCCCACCAUCACGCCAGUGAUUUUGGAGUUGGGAGGGAAGGAUCCCUUCGUGGUCUGUGAGGAUGCCACCGUGGAUGAGGCCAUGACACAGCUUGUUGUCCGAGGAGCGUUCCAGAACAUGGGACAGAACUGCGCAGGACCUGAACGCUUCAUCGUCUACGACAAGGUCUACGACACCUUCUGUGAGAAGAUCUCGAGCCUUGUGCAGAGACUCUCGCAGGGCGCCCCACUGGGUGCAGAUGGUGCCUCAGUGGAUUGUGGCGCCUCAGUACAUUCGCCCAGCCUGGAAAACUACCAACGCCUGGUGGAAGAUGCCAAGAGCAAGGGUGCUCGAGUGCUCUGCGGUGGUCAGAAGGCGAAGCUUGAGGGGCAGUUUUUUGAGCCGACCGUGUUAGCGGACGUGACAGAGGAGAUGCUCAUUGCUCAGGAGGAAACCUUUGGCCCCAUCCUGUCCAUUUUUCGCGUGAAGGGCACUGGGGAACAAGCUGAUCAGGAGGCAGUGCGUUUGGCGAACGCCUGCUGCUUCGCACUCUCCAGCUGCGCCCAUAGUGGGGAUGAGACGCGCGCAGCCAAGUUGUGCCAACAAUUUCAGGCAGGCAUGGCGAGCGUGAACGACGUCGAGGGCACCACGUAUUUGAGCCAAAGUCUGCCCUUUGGAGGCUACAAGGACUCUGGCUUCGGACGCUUCGCUGGACCGGAGGGUCUUCGUGGCCUCUGCCAUGAGCGGUCCAUCGUACAGAACCGUGCAUCCUUCCUGAAGCCCAGCAUUCCUCCGGCCAUUGCAUAUCCAGCCAAUGGAAAGGGCGAGCUCUUUUGCAAAGGUCUCAAUCUGCUACUCUACGGCAGUCUGUCUCAACGUCUUCAAGGGUUGAUUGCCCUGAUCAAAGCAUCGAUGCCUGAUGGCAAAAACGCCUAG